AUGUGGUUGAUAUUGCAGGUCUGGCACUGUGCUUCUGACAGUUUAUCCAGUCACAAGAGAUCCCAGUUUGAGUUGCUGGCUGAGUUGGAACAUGAUGCUGGGGUGAACACUAUCGGUCUGAAUCCAGCAGGGACUCUGCUGGUAUCGGGCUGUAAGGAUGGGACCGUCAGCAUCUGGGACACCAGCAGUUAUGGAACACUUCAGCAAAUCCACUGUCUCGACGGGACCAUCCAUCACAUGGCCUUUAGUCCUGACAGUCGACACAUUCUCAGUGUUGGUGCUGACUCCUGCAUGAAGGUUAUUGAUGUUCAGACGGGAAUGGUGAUCUCAUCUGUGAAAUCUGAGGUGGAGCAAAGGUGUUUCUGCUGGGAUGGGUGCUCAGUGCUGUGUGGGGGGCAGUCUGGUGACCUCCUGCUGUGGGACCUGCUGAGCAACACAGUCACUGCCAAGAUCCCAGCUCACUCAGAUGACAGACAGAUGAUCUUCUGGAAGCUUCAGAGUUAA
Scomber japonicus (chub mackerel) is the source of this 504-nucleotide messenger RNA. Its product is annotated as protein FAN-like. Bases 1 to 504 code for a protein of 167 amino acids. The transcript has 5 exons. The record is from RefSeq and is a predicted model, not a curated record. Gene Ontology annotation, molecular function: protein binding. Lineage: Eukaryota; Metazoa; Chordata; Actinopteri; Scombriformes; Scombridae.